This is a messenger RNA of Prorocentrum cordatum, 208 nucleotides long. NCBI's taxonomy places the organism in Eukaryota, Dinophyceae, Prorocentrales, Prorocentraceae. The record is from the annotation of a GenBank genome assembly.
CCAGUAUUCUGAUGUCUACAUCAAGGCUGUCGUUGCCAGUGACAUCGCCACGAAGUUGACCGCUGUCCGCUCCGAGUUCGAAGGCCUAGUCAGCUCUGCCGUCAGCGAGACGGUCAAGUCCAGCAAUUCGAACAUCCUCGCCACAUUUGAUGUUCUGCGCAAGCAGAUCGAAGCCCAGCCCGCGGAUAUGGACCAGCAUGCCAUGCAA